This is a messenger RNA of Ictalurus punctatus (channel catfish), 1954 nucleotides long. RefSeq names its product lactate dehydrogenase D (gene ldhd). Lineage: Eukaryota; Metazoa; Chordata; Actinopteri; Siluriformes; Ictaluridae. Gene Ontology annotation, cellular component: mitochondrion. Gene Ontology annotation, biological process: lactate catabolic process. The coding region runs from base 43 to 1518 and encodes 491 amino acids. The transcript is spliced from 12 exons. Gene Ontology annotation, molecular function: FAD binding; D-lactate dehydrogenase (NAD+) activity; D-lactate dehydrogenase (cytochrome) activity. The record is from RefSeq and is a predicted model, not a curated record.
AGCAAGCAGAGCUCAUCUGUUGCAGAGCGGCCAUUUAAAGGCAUGAGCUCCGGGUUACUGAGGCUGGGACUGCAGCUUCGUCCUGACCGGCUAGUGUCCUGCCACAGAGCAUGGAGAAAACAUUAUUCUGCUCAAAGUGGAGCUCUCGAACAGGCCGUAGCAGCUUUCCGCUCAGUCAUCGGUGAUGAUGGUGUGUCUAUGGGUUUAGCAGUGCGAGAACAGCAUGGGAGAGAUGAGUCGGUGCACAGAUGUCGCCCCCCAGAUGUUGUUGUGUUCCCCCGGUGUGUGGAGGAGGUCAGUGCUCUAGCCAAAAUCUGUCACCAUCACCGAUUACCCAUCAUCCCCUUUGGCACAGGAACGGGUCUGGAAGGAGGAGUGUGUGCUGUGAAGGGUGGUGUGUGUUUCAGUCUCAGGAAGAUGGACCAGGUGCUAGAUUUGCACCCGGAGGACUUUGACGUGACCGUGGAGCCCGGUGUCACUCGUAAAGUACUCAACUCCUACCUGCGUGACACAGGCCUCUGGUUCCCCGUGGACCCUGGUGCUGAUGCCUCUCUUUGCGGCAUGGCUGCCACCAGUGCAUCAGGCACUAACGCUGUGCGCUACGGUACCAUGCGCGAUAACAUCCUCAAUCUGGAGGUGGUGCUGGCGGACGGGACAAUCAUACACACAGCAGGCAAAGGGCGACGACCAAGAAAGAGAGCAGCAGGCUACAACUUGACGAACCUGUUUGUGGGCUCUGAGGGGACGUUGGGGAUCCUGACCAAGGCCACACUCCGGUUGUAUGGCAUUCCAGAGGGCAUGGCGUCGGCCGUGUGCUCCUUCCCCUCAGUUCAGGCAGCCGUGGACAGCACGGUGCAGGUGCUGCAGGCCGGAGUGCCCAUCGCUCGCAUCGAAUUCCUGGACGAUGUGAUGAUCGGUGCCUGUAACCGCUUCAACUCUCUGUCCUACCCGAUCCUGCCGACGCUCUUCCUCGAGUUCCAUGGCAGCUCCAGGAGUCUGGAGGAGCAGGUGUCUAUCACAGAGGAGAUCACACGGGAGAAUGGUGGCUCGGACUUCGCCUGGGCUGAGGAUGAGGAGACACGCUCACGGCUAUGGAAAGCUCGACAUGAUGCCUGGUAUGCCGCACUAGCACUGCGGCCGGGCUGCAAGGCAUACUCCACCGAUGUGUGUGUGCCAAUCUCCCGUCUGCCUCAGGUCAUAGUAGAAACCAAAGACGACCUGAUCAGAAGCAAUCUUAUAGGUCCGAUUGCAGGUCAUGUGGGAGAUGGGAACUUCCACUGCUUCAUGGUGUUAAACCCUGAUGACCCUGAUGAAGUGCAGAGAGUUCACGAGUUCACAGAUAGACUGGCCAGGAUGGCUCUGUUAGUUGGCGGGACGUGUACAGGAGAACACGGCGUGGGUUUGGGGAAAAGGGCUCUGCUGCGGGAGGAACUCUGCCCUCGGACCAUGGAGGUGAUGCAAGGCCUCAAAGCCACACUGGAUCCCAAAAACCUCAUGAACCCUGGGAAAAUCCUGUAGGUGACCUUUGACCUGUGGUCAGAAGCAGAGAGGACAGAACUAAUAUGAGAGUACAUCUCUUCAUCUCAAAUGGUAGAUCACAUGUGUAGUGGUGGUGUUAGAACGUCACCCAUUUUAAGUAUCCUGAACACUAGAAUAUGGUUCUCAUAAGACGUCUUCUCUGUGGCCAAGAGUCUGUGUGUGUUACCCAUAAUCUAAUCAAAUGUGAUGCUGCGAAAUGGCAUUUGCUGAUUGCUAUAAAUGGCAGUGAUUCAGUUUAGCCUUUAAAUAAUUCAUUAUAAAGGACAGUGAAUCAAUUCAGCUUUUAAAUGAUUCACUAUAAAUGGCAGUGAGUCGGUUUAGCCUUUAAUUUAUUACAUAAUUUGAUAAAUUGUGACAUUAGCACAUGUUCACAUUUAUUAAGCAUUGUUUAAAUUACAUUAAAUCAGUUUUUGAA